AUGUUCACCACGCAAUGGGUGUGCCGGCGCUGCACACUGGCGCUGACCCGUUCACCGAUACGCCCGGCACGUCCAGCACACGCAACGAAGCCGCUCCGUCGUCCGCUGCAGCGCCCGUUGCAGCAGCUCCAGCUGGCCCGGUAUGCCGGCACCGACAGUAGCAACGGUGCCGCCGCGGCGUCCAACCUCCCACCCGCGCUGCUCCAACGCGCCCGCGGCAUGGCGGCCGAGCAUGCAGAGCUCCAGGCUGCCCUGGCCGACUCUUUCGAUCCCAAAGCAGCCAAGCGGCUCGGCGAGCUCAGCCGCGUGGCGACCGCCCUGGCCGAGUGGGAGGCGGCGCAGUCGUCCAUCGCCGAGCUGGUUUCGAUGCUCUCGUCCCCGGACUCGGAAGCCGACCCGGAGCUGCGCGCCCUCGCUCACGACGAGCUCGCCUCGACACACGCACAAGUCGAGACCCUCUCGACAGCCCUGAGCGCAUCGCUCACCCCACGCGACCCCUUCGCCGAGCUGCCCUGCCUGGUCGAGAUCCGCCCAGGUCCCGGUGGCCAGGAGGGGCGCUACUUCGCGGAUGCCGUGUUCAAAAUGUACCGAGCCUAUUGCGCCCGGGUCGGCCUGCGGGUGAACGUUGUCAAGUACGAGACGCUGGACGGGCCUGAGGCGCAAGGCGGCGCCGGCAACGAGGUCCCCAUCGCGGAAGCGGUGCUGGAGAUCAUGGACACGGGCGCGUACGACAUGUUCCGCGGCGAGGCGGGCAUGCACCGCGUGCAGCGCGUGCCCAGCACCGAGGCCAAGGGCCGCACGCACACGAGCGCCGUGGCCGUGUGGGUGCUGCCCAGCUUCCCCGAGACGCUGAGCACCGAGAUGGAGAACGACUUCAACGACCCGAGCAGCGACUUCUACAUCGACCCCAAGGAGGUGCGGUCCGAGAAGAUGCGCGCCGGCGGCGCCGGCGGCCAGCACGUCAACAAGACCGAGAGCGCCAUCCGCCUGACGCACGUGCCGACGGGCACCGUGGUCUCGAUCCAGGACUCGCGGUCGCAGCACCGCAACCGCGAGGACGCCUGGAAGCUGCUGCGGUCGCGCGUCGCCGAGCAGCGCCGCGAGGCCCGCGAGGAGGCCGCCGCCUCGCUGCGCAACACGGUGCUCAGCCGCGAGCGCAUCACGCGCGGUGACAAGAUCCGCACCUACAACUACCAGCAGGACCGCUGCACCGACCACCGUAGCGGCGUCGACGUCCACAACCUGCCCAACGUGCUCGAGGGCGGCGAGAUGCUCGACCGCCUCAUGGCCAGCGCCAAGGACUGGCUGGUCGCCCGCGACAUCAGGGCCCUGGUGGCCGAGGAGGAGGCCAAGGCGGCCGAGGCAGAGUCUGGUGGCAAAAACGGCAAAAGGGGUAGAAAAUAG
This is a messenger RNA of Neoarthrinium moseri, 1404 nucleotides long. RefSeq lists its product as uncharacterized. The transcript has a single exon. NCBI's taxonomy places the organism in Eukaryota, Fungi, Ascomycota, Sordariomycetes, Amphisphaeriales, Apiosporaceae. Gene Ontology annotation, biological process: translational termination. Gene Ontology annotation, molecular function: translation release factor activity. Bases 1 to 1404 code for a protein of 467 amino acids. The record is from RefSeq and is a predicted model, not a curated record.